AUGCCGCCCACGGGCGUUUGCUCUAACCCUGGAGGAGUCGCCUUUUGCACACUCUUAAGAAGUCAAGUAACCUUGAGAACGGCUUCGGAACCGCAACUUAGGUGGCACCACAACCGGAUACUUCUAGUCGCUCUUGUCGUAAUAUCCAUCAUAGUGGGCAUUCGGAUAGCUACGUUGGACGAAGACAUUCCUUAUACAGCAAUUACACUCCACCGAGAUGGAAUUAAUUCGCAUUUCAAAACUUCAAGUUGGAGCAAUUUGGAUGCGACCUUGAGGCUCAGUCGAAGCACCUUUGAUGUGAUAGAUGAAGCCCAAAUGGAUCUUCGGAAUUACCUCAUUCGACAUUCUUUGGAAUUAUGUACAACUCAGGAAGAAUUUCAAGCCCACUUCGAAACUGCUUAUAGCCUACUACCGCGAUUGACUACCAUGUGUUCUCAAGGCCGAAUGCGAUUAGCGAUGACUCCCGAAAGUCUUUCCCAAUACCUCUCCGAAAGAAGGGAUGAUUACUGUUUCAGUUUUGUGGAAACUUCCUCUGCGCUUUCCAAGAAAAUCAUUGUCGCUUCGCCUGAUUUCGCUGUGAAUCGAGGCGAGUUCGCCUCAGCAGUUUACGGACUGGUCUUUCCUUUUUGGCCCAUUUACCCUACCACUUUAAUUGUCCCCGCUCCAAAAUUCCUAUCCGAUUUGACUCUUUCGGAUCCAUACAAUCGGAAGCAUCUCCUUGGAGCUGAUUUAGGUUACAUUGGAAAUGGAACUGCUACCAGAACUCCUGAUAUUGUAAGACGUCUUUCAACCUCUAAGGAUGCUAGCAUUUCAAUAACUAAUGCCAAUGAUAUCAUCUGUUUCCCCAAUGGAAUACCUCCAAUGGAUAUAAAGCCCCACUUUCUACCAUGUUUCAAUGCUGGAGAAAUUCUUCGCAUUUCCGCAUUCUGUCUCGUUGUGGUGGAUGAUUGGAGUUCAUUGACGAGCUCUGCAGUUCGGUCAAUUCAUGCUCAAUUGUGGUCAUGUUUCAUGUUCCACUCCAUUCCCGUUAUACCCACGGAAUUCGAUGCAGUAAUCGCAGAAGUCUAUCUUCCUUUCUUCUACCUCUUGCAACCACUUUGGACUGAAGCUGUUGUCUUCCAGUCUUUCCAUACAAAUCAAGUCGACUUCUUGAGGAAGUUGAGGAAUAUAAACCUAGAAGAGAGAAUUCGCCGACUCAAUAAAGGUGCAAAACUCUUCAAUCGGCACUUAAGAACGGUAGGCAAACAGGUUGAGACAGCCGUGGCUCAAUUGAACAGAGUCCUUUUUCUACCUCAGCCCACUUCUCCUGUGAUUCGAACCCGGUUCACUGCCGAAAUUCCAGGAAGUUACAUACCAAUUUAUGAGUUGAAUGCCAUCUCCAACGACAGAAAGUUGGUAUCUAGCGACGCAUUGGGCGAAGUUGUUCCCAUUUGCAAUGCGCAACCAAGAGCCGAUUUUGAGGGUCCCCUAUGGGUAUUCGACUCUACUCCUUGGACCUCCUGUGAUAAAAUUACUUCGGGGUGCUCGAAGAAAUUCACCGUAAUCAUUUUGACUUACGACCGGAUAUCAAUUUUCCUGAAGAACCUUCUUAUGUUUGACAGAAUCGAACACUUGCUAGAAUCAAUUAUUGUCGUCUGGAAUCAUCAAGUUCUCAAACCGGAGUUGUACCAAUGGCCCAAACUAAAGGUUCCGAUUCAUGUUGUUCGGACGCCUGUAAACAAACUGCAAAAUCGGUUUUUGCCAUUCGAUCUCAUCAAAACGGACUGUGUUUUGACGGUUGAUGAUGAAGUCAUUCCUGAUCCCAAAGCUUUGGAAACUGGCUUUAGGGUAUGGCUAGAGAAUCGAGACAGAAUAGUCGGUUUUGUGGCCCGAGGACAUGAUUGGUUAAAUUGGAAAGGACAAUUUCACUACAGGCAAAACCCCAAUGGCCCAUAUUCCCUAAUUCUUACGGGUGCCUCAUUUUUCCAUAAGUACUACCUCUACGCCUAUACGUUUGAACUGCCUCAUGAGAUUUACUCAACUGUGAAUGAGCUGAUGAACUGUGAAGACCUUGCUAUGAAUAUGCUCAGCCAACAGAUCUCCGAACAUGAACCCUAUCGAAUAUCCACAGUAACGCGAUUCAAAUGUCUCCUAUGUAAAAGUGGUCUAUCCAUGAAGUCUAGUCAUUAUAAAAUGCGGAGCCUUUGUAUAACCAAUUUCAUACACAUCUUCGGUUAUGAUCCCCUCAAAUCCAGUACAUUUACUUGCAAGAUUCGUUGA
Messenger RNA from Rodentolepis nana, 2259 nucleotides. NCBI's taxonomy places the organism in Eukaryota, Metazoa, Platyhelminthes, Cestoda, Cyclophyllidea, Hymenolepididae. The record is from the annotation of a GenBank genome assembly.